CAACAGUAUUGCCCAAUAAACCACAUCUCUAAGUAUUGUAGCUACACGUUUCUUGAACACCAUCCUUGUUAUGUUGGUUUCUGUGUGUUUCUGUGGGUCUGGUAGACUCCUACAGGGUGUCACAGAUUUUAGGACUCAGCCAAAAGAUGAGCUUGGAAAGGAGAAGACUGCAUCAAAGCAUCCUGCCCUACGGUCUCUUGGGUGCCCUCUGCAGCUCCGUCUUCAUUAAUAAAUGCCAAAUGUGUUUGCACCAAGCAACAAUCGCCCUUAGCAGCAUUUUGUACUUUUAUCAAACCUAACCCAAGGUUUAUCUCGUCCUCUAAUCCCCCAGCAGCUGGUGAGUUACUCACUGCUCCGUGUGCUUGUCAGGAGAGCAAACACUCCUGAUACGAGUGGGUGAAAUGUUAGUUCAGACUCAUUGGCAAGGAAUUAAAAGUGGUGGUACUACUGCUAUUGGGUUAAACACAGCUGUGAUGGGUACAGAGCAGCCUGUACCCUCCUGGCACUCAUUUUCCAACCUGUUCCAAAACCCUGUCCUCCAACCAGUGAUAAAAUGCUGCUGGGAAAAUCUUGCUAGUGGGAGGACUAGGGCUGCAGAGCUCUUGGAUUCUGCUGAGCUGCAGGGACUCUUGCUGAAGUUGCAGACCCUUGAAGCUUCAAUCCAAACAUCUAUGUUUUGAGGUUACCUGGCCCUUCUUCUGAAGGCAUAUGGCUGGAAGACUACAUCCACUUUUGGGGUCUGCAGUAUCAACAGGACCCUGAGCAAGUCUGGUGGAGGCCACCAGGAAGGACAGGAGGACGUCUUAUGAUGGGACACCGAAAUGGGUUGAUCUGGCCUGGAAAUGAGAUGGACCCAAUAGCAGCCCUCCUAUUCUUAUGAGGAUAUUAUUGUGAAAACAGGACCAGAAACACUGAGAGAGACAAUGGGAUCAUCUGAAACAAGAGAUUCAGGCUGGACACGUGAAAAUCUUCCACCAGGAGGCCAACCCAGCAACAGACCACACUGUGGGGUCUCCAUCGUUGGAAGACUCCAAAACACAACGUGGAAGGACCUGGGCUUCCCCCAGCGCUGAGUCCUCAACAGGCUGUGAGGUCUCUACACUUGGAAGACUCCAAAACCCAACGUGGAAGGACUUGGGCUGCCCUCAGUGCUGAGUCAUUUGGGAGGUGGGAUACAGCCCUCCAGAUAUCCCAUCUCAUCUCAGCUACACCACGAUCCACCUCAACGAAGACCUCAAUCCUGGCACCACAGCUGGGACCAGCUCACAAUCAUCAUCACAAACACAAAUAGGGUAUCCUAGCUAGGAACCCUGUGAUUUGGUGUUAUGAAGCCAUAAAAGACCCCCAACUGUGGCACCAUCCCCUGUCCCACCCUGCUCCCACGGAAGCACGUCCUCACCGUCCGUCUGUGGCAGCACUGGACUUGGAGGAAGAUGUUAUCAGAUCCUUCCCGACUUGGCUGCUCUUUUAUUGACUUCUCCAAAUAAAACAAACAUUUGGGCUCCCGGAAGCCAUUUCUGGCUUAUCUGCUUGUGGCUAGUGGCCCUGCAGGGACGACAGAGGUGGCCUUGGUGGGGGACUAUAUAGGUGCCCAUAUAUGCAUUUGGGGCCCAAGGCUUACCAGCACCUGGUCAACAUGAAGGUCCUCCUGGUCUUCACUGCCCUCCUGGUGGGCACCUUCAGCGAGCAGCUUUUUGUGGGGGACCAAGUCCUCCGUGCUGUGGCCAGCAAUGAGGAGCAGAUUGCCCUUCUCAGGGAACUGGGUGAGCAGGUGGACCUGCAGGUUGAUUUCUGGCGCGACCCCACCAAACCUGGGCGUCCGGCUGACCUGCGGGUGCCCUUCUCCAGGCUGCAAGCAGUCAAAGUCUUCCUGGAAUCCCAUGGCAUUUCCUACAGCGUCAUGAUCGAGGAUGUGCAGCACUUACUGGAUGAGGAAAAGAGAACCAUGAUGCUGUCCAGGCGGAUGGAGAGAAGUGCCAACAAGUUCAAUUUCGCAUCCUAUCACACUCUAGAAGAGAUCUAUGACUGGAUGGACACCCUUGUGGCAGAUCACCCCAACCUCGUUAGCAAGAUCCAGAUUGGUGAAAGCUAUGAGAAAAGACCCCUCUAUGUGCUGAAGUUCAGCACUGGGGGAUCAAAUCGGCCAGCAGUCUGGCUGGACACUGGCAUCCACUCACGUGAAUGGGUCACCCAAGCUACCGGCGUGUGGACAGCCAACAAGCUUGCUGAAGAUUAUGGCCAUGACCCCACUGUCACCUCCCUUCUGGACACCAUGGACAUCUUCUUUGAGAUUGUUACCAACCCCGAUGGCUUCGCCUUCACCCAUAGCUCUAACCGCCUGUGGAGAAAAACGAGGUCUAUCAAUGCUGGCUCAUCCUGCAUUGGUGUGGACCCCAACCGAAAUUGGGACGCGGGCUUUGGAGAUGCUGGUUCCAGCAGCAACCCCUGCUCUGAAACCUACCACGGUCCCUAUGCCCACUCUGAAAGCGAAGUGAAAUCUAUUGUGGACUUCAUCCAAAGCCACGGGAAUGUGAAAGGACUCGUCUCCAUUCACAGCUACUCCCAGAUGUUGAUGUUCCCCUAUGGCUACAAGAGGACACCUGCACCUGAUCAUGAGGAACUGAACGAGUUGGCUAAAAAGGCAGUGAACGACCUGGCAGCGGUGUACGGGACAGAAUACACCUACGGCAGCAUUGCAGACACCAUCUACCUGGCAGCUGGCACCACCGUUGACUGGGCUUAUGAGAACGGGGUGAAAUAUUCCUAUACCUUUGAGCUGAGGGAUACAGGGCGCUAUGGUUUCCUCUUGCCCAGCAGUCAGAUCAUCCCCACUGCCACCGAGACAUGGCCGGCACUGCUGGACAUCUUGGUCCACAUCCAGCAGCACCCAUACUGAGCCCACUGGUGUAAAGAGGGAGAUGAACCCUACUGGUCCUACCCCAACAUACAACUCAAUAAAAAAAUCCCAUACAUUUUAUGUGGUUU
This is a messenger RNA of Phasianus colchicus (ring-necked pheasant), 2985 nucleotides long. Its product is annotated as carboxypeptidase A1-like. Lineage: Eukaryota; Metazoa; Chordata; Aves; Galliformes; Phasianidae. The record is from RefSeq and is a predicted model, not a curated record. Gene Ontology annotation, molecular function: zinc ion binding; metallocarboxypeptidase activity. Gene Ontology annotation, biological process: proteolysis.